GCUCGGCGUCCUUGCUCGCCGCACGGGUCCACGCAGCACGACACCGACGGCGACGCAUCUCUCUGCCAUCGUCCGAGGCGCUGCGCUGCGACAAAAAUCGGUUUGCCUCGCCUCGUGCGACACUCCGGCUCGCUGCGACGUAAAUCUGCGGGCGUGCUGAUGCUGCAGCAGCUGCAGCGGAAGCUUCCGCCGUGCAGCGUGCUAACGCAUGCUAACGCAGCGCCGCGAUGGCACCAUCUGUGUGUGCUGCGUCUCAGCCUGCAGGCUGCGCUCUGCACCUCGGGCAUGCUCGAUGCCUCGGGCACCGCAGCGUCGAAUGAGCGGCGUAUUCGUCCAUCACCGUCCGUCGUCGCGGCGCAGCGUGAGCUCUCGACGAAGCCGAAGCGCCAGCAGCAGGCCAUCCCUUGCGGAGCGGUCUCCUUCGCAAGACAGGGGCCAGCAGCGCCUUGCUCUCUCUCUGCUCGCAACGGCUCUCGACAAGACGCCGGCUGCAUCUGCAUCUCAGCGCCUGCCGCCUUUCAUGCCGUUGCGCUUGCUGCUUCCACGGGCGGAAGGGGAUGGACGAGCGUUGCCUUGUUGCGGCUCCGGCUCGCCAUCUCGCUUUCGGGCUCGCACUAGCGUCGCACGCCCACGCGGCCGGCGGACGUCGAGAGGUGCGACGCUGCACAUCCGCUGCGAGGCGUCAGCAGCAAGACCACGAGCUCGCUCGUCGUCGCCGUGCGCCUCUGCCGUCUGCACGCUGCUCCGCAUCCGUGACCCCCCUCGUCCGUCCCGAUCGCUCGCCCAAGCCGUAGCGUGGGUCGCGGCCACGCUAAACGUCAGCGCACGGCGCAAGCGUCUCGCAACGGUGCCCGCCGCGGCCCGACUUGUCCUCGCCUCGAGAUGACCACGGCGCCGGCGUGUCACGAAGCUCACCCCAGCCUCUGCUGGCUGCGCCACGCGGCGUGCCCAGCCGCGCCCAGCGAGUCUGGCCCCUGCGUGUUGCAGCGCGGCGGGAAUGUGGCGCACGGCCAGCGGCGCAGGCGUGCGUGCGACGGCGGACCCGGCAGAACUGGCUCGUGCUGGGGUGCCUCGGCGGGAGAUGAAAUUGAAUUUGAGCGAGG
This is a messenger RNA of Tilletiopsis washingtonensis, 1103 nucleotides long. RefSeq lists its product as hypothetical. The coding region runs from base 209 to 886 and encodes 225 amino acids. The record is from RefSeq and is a predicted model, not a curated record. The transcript has a single exon. Lineage: Eukaryota; Fungi; Basidiomycota; Exobasidiomycetes; Entylomatales.